UCCAGAAGAUAGAAAUGAAACUGAUUAUUUUACCACAUCUUCCGUGAAUAUUUCUGUAGAUACCAACAGCAGCUCUGAUAGUAAUAAUGUUACUGGAAAUGAUGUGAACUCCUCUGACACAACGAUGAAGGUAGAAGCAUCCAGUCGUCGAAGCACAUCAACAGGUAACGGAGUAGACAAUGAAUAUGGAACUGGCACAGCUCCCGUUAUCACAGAAAAUGACGCAAAUAAUAUGAUUUUUUCUGAUAGCGUUACCAUUAGUCAUGAAACCACCUCUAUAUCAAGUGGCGUAACUGAGACUGAUACAUCGGUUGACAUGCAAUCAUCAGCAGGAUAUAGUACAAGUAAUGAGAUGAGAAAAGUAGAGGCAGACUCUUUGAACUCUACAACUGAUGCAACAAGUGUUGGAACCAGCGCGUUAACGGAAGCUAUAUCAUCAUCUGAUCAAAGCUCACCAACUGAUAUGAUGACCCAGAUUGAAAUAACAUCAUCCAAUCUGGACUAUGUCAAAGACAUAACUUCUAAAAAUAGUGGAAUAGAAUUUGUUUAUAGCAGUACUCCCACGAGUGAUACAGUUACUGGAGAAAGUACAGCAAGUUCUGUAACUGUUUUAAGUUCAAAGGUCACAGAAGUUGAAGAUGUCAAAUUAUCGACAGAUUCUAGCAUUCAUUUUCAAACCUCAUUACAACCCACUGAAGAUGCCAGUACUUCAGCAGAAAAUAUCAAUGGGGAGACAACUGAACAUGACACUACUACCUUGAGUUUGGUUACCUCGACUAGUGAUUCACACGACUGGACAACAAAACAGGUGUCUUCAGCCAUCACAACCAUCACAACCAAAGAAACAUACAGUGAAAAUACAAAGACCACGAUAAAUCUGAAUGUUUUGGGAAGUACAAUUGAUGACAAAACCGAAGUCAUUUCCUCUACAUUAUUUCCAAGCACUCUCUCCAAAGAGAGCACCCACUCUUUGAUGUCUGAUCAUUGGUCGACCACACAAAUGUUGACAGUACCUUUGCUUAAAGAAUCUGACCUUGUUCCCACUCAAAUAUCUGUGAAACACAAAACAGUGAGUGUGUAUGUUGAUGUUAUUUUAUCAGGGUAUACCAUAAUGGAACUGUACGGAUUUGGUCUUCAUAUGUGUGUUAUGGAAUGUUUAAAAACAACAGAUUGUCAUUCUGUAAACCUUCUUAAAGACCAAAAGACAUGCCAGUUAAAUUCAGCUACAUCUGUUGACGUUGGUUUAGAAAAAAGGAAAUCAAGUGUGUUUACCCGUAAAGAGCAAUGGCCAAAGACUAUGUUGGAACACUGUAAAAAUAAAAUAUGCAGACAACAGGAACAAUGUGUAGAGUUGCACAACCAAGCAGCAUGCAUUGUUGUUAAUUGCAAAUCACCCCCAAUAGUAGCAAAUGCUAAUGCAGUUGAUUGUUUGAUGCAUGUUGGAUCGCAAGUGAAAUACAACUGUAUUCAAGGCAAAAGUCCCAAUGUGCCAGUGGCAUCCAUGUUUGUCACGUGUCGAGGAAAUGGUCAAUGGACAGCUGUACAAUUUCAAUGUCUUUAACGUCUAGUAUUACAAAAAUAAUGCCAAGAAUAUUGUUAUAUAUGAUAUUUUCUGUUAUUUUAUCAUUUUGUGUAUUAUUGGAAACAUGUCAAUUUCUGUAUUAUAUAUGAAGGUAAAUAUAUAAGCUUCAGCUGUUAAGAACUGUCUUAUUUGGACAAACCAAAUUACCUCACCCCCUCCCACCACCACCAUUUCAUGUGAUAGUUCAUUGACCUACUAACCGUUAAAUCAGUAGGUAUUAUCCUUAGGUUAUGAUUACUAUAUACAUAUAUGUGAAAUUUUGUCUGUCUUGGCCAAAAUAGCCGAAGGGCAAUCUUCAUUUGUCUACACACACAGACAGACAGACAGAUGUGAUGAAACCUCUAUACACACACACAGACAGACAGACAGAUGUAAUGAAACCUCUAUACACACACACAGACAGACAGACAGAUGUAAUGAAACCUCUAUACACACACAGACAGAUGUGAUAAAAUCUCUAUACACACACACAGACAGACAGAUGUGAUGAAACCUCUAUACACACAUACACAGAUAUGAUGAAACCUCUAUAUACACAUACAGAUGUGAUGAAACCUCUAUACACACACACACAUAUAGACAGACAGAUGUGAUGAAACACCUCUAUACACACCCAGAUAGACAGACAGAUGUGAUGAAACCUCUAUACACACACAGACAGAUGUGAUGAAACCUCUAUACACACACAGACAGAUGUGCUGAAACCUCUAUACACACACAGACAGAUGUGAUGAAACCUCUAUACACACACAGACAGAUGUGAUGAAACCUCUAUACACAGACAGACAGAUGUGAUGAAACCUCUAUACACACAGACAGACAGAUGUGAUGAAACCUCUAUACACACACAGACAGAUGUGAUGAAACCUCUAUACACACAUACAGACAGACAGAUGUGAUAAACCUCUACACACAUACAUACACACAGACAGAUGUAAUGAAACCUCUAUACACACACAGACAUUUAGACAGACAGAUGUGAUAAAAUCUCUAUACACACACACAGACAUACAGAUGUGAUGAAACCUCUAUACACACAUGUUUAGACUUCUUAUACAAUAUGAAAUGACAUAUUUGCCUACUUAUGUACUGUUUGUAUUACAAGUGAUUUUGAAAAUGAUCAUGUCCAAUAAUUCAACAAAAAUAUAAGCGUCAUAAAAAAUAUCAGCAAUUGAACAGCAUCUUAAAAUACAUUGUUUAGCAAUGAUAGCAAUUUACACCAACACAUGAAAACAAGUAUACGCAUAAAUUGCAAAUAAAUUAUCUUUAUAUCCAAGGGUAUCAAGCUCAUCUAUAAUAUUCUGAAAAUGUCAGUACACUACAAAUUGAAUACCAGUGUUGUAGGCCAAAAACUCCCAUCUAAUCUGAUAGGGAACUGCAUUGUAAUAUUUCACCUGCCAUGGUGUUAGAUGCUGCCAAUAAAAAUUCUACUGUUUACACUUUUAAUAUCAUUUACAUUAUUGUAUUUUGUAGAAAGCUCAUUUUACCAUAAGGGACUGGAAUUUUAUUCAUUUCUGAUUAUGUCACUAUAUUCCAGGAGAGUGCCAAUAUUUAAAUUAAUAAACAGAGCGUAUUCUUAUUAUCAGUGUACUUCCGUAUUGAUUAAAUUUAGUGAAUCUCUAUUCAAGAUUUAAUUGGUAUUAUGGUAUUUCAUCAUUAAUUGCAAGACAGGCAAUGAAUACCCUAAUUAAUUAUUCAUUAACAGUUUUUACAUUUGCAGGAGGUUUGUGUCAGUACUGAUAUAUAAUUUUCUUUGGCUUGUGUAUGUAAUAAUUACUUCUAAUAUCACAUUUGUACUUCACAAACUCAGUUGUUGCUUUAAAUUUUUUUUAAAAAUCCUCUUUUUGAUGUUUAAUGAAAAGGUUUCAAGCACAAACUGUACUAUUUUCAGAAAAAAUUAUCACUUUUCUCUAUUGUUAAAUACGCCAACAUUAGAUUUGAGUCAUUUGGUUGGUGCACUUGCAAUAUUCAUAUAAUUUGAGGUGAAAACUAUGUCAGUUUGACUUACCGUCACACAAAACCUUUAGGGAUUGUUUUAUCAAUAAAAAAACCUGUUUU
Ostrea edulis (European flat oyster) is the source of this 3640-nucleotide messenger RNA. RefSeq names its product papilin-like. NCBI's taxonomy places the organism in Eukaryota, Metazoa, Mollusca, Bivalvia, Ostreida, Ostreidae. Bases 125 to 1561 code for a protein of 478 amino acids. The record is from RefSeq and is a predicted model, not a curated record. The transcript is spliced from 3 exons.